Tricharina praecox is the source of this 1316-nucleotide messenger RNA. RefSeq lists its product as uncharacterized. The transcript is spliced from 3 exons. The coding region runs from base 491 to 1192 and encodes 233 amino acids. The record is from RefSeq and is a predicted model, not a curated record. NCBI's taxonomy places the organism in Eukaryota, Fungi, Ascomycota, Pezizomycetes, Pezizales, Pyronemataceae.
UCAUCUUUCAUUUCCGCCGUCUUCCUUCCAGGCUUCCAGGAUUCCGCCACCUUACCUACACUUCCCAUCCACUGCUCCAAGCGCGCGCCUGCCACCAUUGCACCGCCGCACCGCCGCACCCAUCAUUCUGUAUUCCACAUUUCGGCGGGGGAACCAAUCCUAUUAUUCCUUAUACUGCAUCUACCGUACAUAGAGGCAUCCAAUCAUCAAUGAAACGGAAGGGGAAGCGGAAGUUUGGCGUACCUAUCAAGAAGUUUGAGCCCAGGGCUGUAACUAAUCCGAGACGAACUCUGCAGGACGCUUACGUACUCGGAGCCGUGCACUUUAACCGCAGCCUCACGUCACAACCCCACACUCCCGCACAUCGCCUGCUAGCUCACUCCACAGCUCCAUUCGAAUCGCCCCUCCUUCCCCACACCACUACCACCCCAACUCAAUCCACCAUUCGCACUUACCCAGCCUUUACAUACAACUCCGCCGAUCACCCGCAAUGACGGUCUACCGCUGCAGCACAUCCUCCUUCGCGUCGGCAGAAUCGCCCGCCAUGGAGCUCUACUACGCCUUCCUCCUCGGCGCUCUAGCAGUAUUGGUUGUUCAGGGGCUCUCAUUUUACGUCCGCAAGAGCUCGCCGGGAACAGUAACGCUUUACAUGCCGCCCUUUAGAGCUCCGACCGAGCUCCGUCUAGCUCCUGACUUCACAACCACCUUUACCACCCUCCUCCCUUCCACGAGCACCGAGGAAACCCACGCAACCGGAACCGACUGGGUUCUCUACGACCUGCAACGACAACGAAUCAUCCACGGCGUCGUCGCAAACGAGUACGUGAAUCCUGGCGGGUCGUAUCUCGUCGUUUCACGGCGCGGCGCAGAGCGGGGGAGCUUGGAGGACAUGCUUCGUCAGUGGGUCGAUGGCGACAGGCAUGUUUAUGAAAGACAUCGAGAGCAAAGGAGCAGUACCAGUGCUGGCUCGGUGGAGAGCUGGGUUAGGAACGCCGGGGCGGCAAGGGGUGGCACUUUGACACCGACUAGUAGUCAUGGCACCUUUACGGCAAUGGAGGGCGAGAGGAGAAGGAGGAAUAGUGCUGGCAAGAACUCCUCCCGUGUGAGGUGCGCGGGAGAUCCAUUACUAACUAAUAUCAAGACAGCCAGAGACAGGAUCUCCCAACAAGAGGCGUUGUGUCCGAGUGGUUAAGGAGAGAGAUUAGAAAUCUCUUGGGUUCGCCCGCGCAGGUUCGAAUCCUGUCGACGUCGCUAUUCGUUUUGCUUUUUGCUCCUAUGGGCAGUAAAACAUGGUAGAGAGCUAGCGGGCUGCUUCG